Paraphaeosphaeria sporulosa is the source of this 1552-nucleotide messenger RNA. RefSeq lists its product as uncharacterized. Lineage: Eukaryota; Fungi; Ascomycota; Dothideomycetes; Pleosporales; Didymosphaeriaceae. The transcript is spliced from 5 exons. The record is from RefSeq and is a predicted model, not a curated record. The coding region runs from base 131 to 1402 and encodes 423 amino acids. Gene Ontology annotation, cellular component: mitochondrion. Gene Ontology annotation, molecular function: pyridoxal phosphate binding; L-aspartate:2-oxoglutarate transaminase activity. Gene Ontology annotation, biological process: biosynthetic process; L-aspartate catabolic process.
UAAAAACAUAACGUGGAGCGACAUUCUGGGGAACCUCAGGUCAUCAUCGCCUCCGACUCACCGUACUUCCUCCGCCUCACUCCUCCCUUCCCCAUCAACACCACAACCUACAUCCCACAGCACAUCCACCAUGCUCGCCUCAACGCGAACCGCGCUGCGUCAAGCUGCGUCCAAGCAGCUCACUGUCAAGGCCGGCGCCAGGUCCGUCUCGGCCUGGUCGCAAGUGCCUCAGGGCCCUCCAGUGAGUAUCACCGAAGCUUUCAAGGCCGACAGCAACCCCGAGAAGAUCAACUUGGGUGUCGGCGCCUACCGUGACGAUAAGGGCAAGCCGUUCGUGCUGCCGUCCGUCAAGCAGGCCGAGCAGAAGAUUGUACAGGCGAACUUGGACAAGGAGUAUGCUGGCAUCACCGGUGUGCCUGCCUUCACCAAGGCUGCUCUCGAGCUCGCCUACGGCCCCGACUCUGCGCCCAUCAAGGAAGGCCGCGUCGUCAUCACCCAGUCCAUCUCCGGUACUGGAGCUCUGCGCAUUGGUGGCGCCUUCCUCGAGCGCUUCUACCCGGGCGCAAAGACCAUCUACAUCCCUAACCCGUCGUGGGCGAAUCACAACGCUGUGUUCAAGGACUCUGGCCUGAAGGUUGAGAAGUACCGAUACUACAACAAGGACACCAUCGGCCUUGACUUCGAGGGCAUGCUUGCUGACUUGAAGUCGAUACCCAAGGGCAGCAUUGUCCUGCUCCACGCCUGCGCUCACAAUCCCACUGGUGUCGACCCUACUGAGGACCAGUGGAAGCAGAUCGCCACCGCCGUCAAGGAGGGCGAGCACUUUCCUUUCUUCGACAUGGCUUACCAGGGCUUCGCCAGUGGCAACACUGACAAGGACGCCUUCGCUCUGCGUCACUUCAUCAAGGAGGGUCUCCGCCCUGUGCUCGCUCAGAGCUUCGCCAAGAACAUGGGUCUCUACGGCGAGCGUGUCGGAGCCUUCUCUGUUGUAUGCGAGACUGCCGAAGAGAAGAAGCGCGUUGAUUCGCAGAUCAAGAUCCUCGUGCGACCGCUCUACUCCAACCCCCCGGUUCACGGUGCUCGCAUCGCAUCCGAGAUUCUGAACGAUCCCGCGCUGAACAAGCAGUGGUUGGGUGAGGUCAAGGACAUGGCCGACCGCAUCAUUACCAUGCGUGCGCUCCUCAAGGAGAACUUGGAAAAGCUGGGCAGCAAGCACGACUGGAGCCACAUCACCUCCCAGAUCGGCAUGUUCGCCUACACUGGUCUGAAGCCCGAGCAGAUGGAGGCCCUUGCUAAGGAGCACUCCGUCUAUGCUACGAAGGACGGCAGGAUUUCCGUCGCUGGUAUCACCUCUGGCAACGUCAAACGCCUUGCUGAGUCGAUCUACAAGGUCACUGGGUAAAGAGAAGCGGCAACCGGCGAUGAUAACGUCCGGUUCAUCGUUCGGUGCGGCAUAUAGCACGGCGUAGUGUGCACUGUACUUUUAUGUUCUAGUUCCACGUACAGCGGCUAGACUGUACAUUGUCCGGCUAAAAUGAAUUCUUCUACCACA